Molecule: messenger RNA, 300 nt
Organism: Colletotrichum tamarilloi
Lineage: Eukaryota; Fungi; Ascomycota; Sordariomycetes; Glomerellales; Glomerellaceae
Exons: 1
Coding region: 1-300 (99 amino acids)
Source: RefSeq, a predicted model, not a curated record
AUGUGUAUGGCAUGGCAUCACUUACCUUUCUUUUUCCGGUCUGCUUAUUUCUAUCUCUUCUGUUCCGUACCUUGGGUCAAUCUCUGCCUCUCUCUCGACUCAUUAUACGCGGCUUACCUGAUCUCCAUGUUGAGGUGUUACUCCGUACUGGUGGUUGCGAUGCGCAUCUCGGGAAAUGGAAAUGGGAUACAAUCAAGCCUCCAGUUGAGGUACGAGAUGCCCUGGUCUAGCAAGAAGAUAAGAUACUUUAGUUUCCCCUACUUUCAGCAGCACGAGCGAGUGCCUCAAUGCUUGCGAUGA